Acaulospora colombiana is the source of this 441-nucleotide messenger RNA. Lineage: Eukaryota; Fungi; Glomeromycota; Glomeromycetes; Diversisporales; Acaulosporaceae. The record is from the annotation of a GenBank genome assembly.
GAGUGUGAUCCAAAUACAUGCGGGGCCGUUGAGAUGGCUUGUCCUGUAGGGGAUUGGGCUACUUCACAACUGAAACAGAUAGGAGAACUAUGGUACAAGAGCCUUCAUACUCUGAAAGCGGCUGGACGAUCUGAGAAGGAAAUUAAACUCUUACAAAUGAAGAAUGAUGAUGAAUUUCGUGAUUUCAAGCAUCGCAUGGCCCUGCGAAUCCGUGUCGUAUGGGGACAGACCAAAACGGCACAGAAUGCUGAAUCCAACGAAGCUACAACGACAGGAGAACAAUAUGAUGAUUCUUCUGAGAAUACGGGAUAUAAGUUGACGAGGGUGUUUCGUGACAAGGAUGAAUGGAGGGCCCGUAAUGCAGCACUUCGAGCCGCUCUGACCACCGAUAUGGUGGGACUGCUAACGACACCGGGAUAUGAUCCCAUAGAAGAGUUAUAG